AGAGAUCAAGCGAUUGCAGUUAUUAAGAAGAAGACACAGCCGAGGGAGAAGGGGGGCAUGUCCAAGUCUCCUAAACAGUCUCGUUUCUUGGGGGUCUCCUGGGAUUGUCACCACAAGAAAUGGACCGCACGUCUAUACCAUGAUGGGACGCGCGUUUUGUCUCAAACAUUCAAGGAAGAUCAGGAAGAGGAGGCUGCCCUCGUGUAUGAUAUGUACGCGCGCAGGUACCACGGUGACGGCGCCUUUGUCAAUUUCGACAUGAACGGAAACUUCUUGGACCCCAAAAAUCGAUCGACCCGGAUAGAUGCCAGCGCCGGCGUAGACAAAGACAGUCAAAACAUGGAUUUUAGAGGUGUCUCGUGGUCCAAGGAGACCAAUAAAUGGUACGCGCAGAUUCGCGUGGCAGGACGUACGUUCAACCUAGGAUAUUUCUCAGACGUCAAAGCCGCUGCCUUGCAGUACGACAUGGCGGCGCGCAAAUAUCAUGGGACAUACGCGCGUUGCAAUUUUGAUUUACAAGGAAAUCGAACGCAGGUUCGAAUGAAGCUCAACAACUCGGCAGCUGCCAAGGUCAAAUAUACUGUGCGUGAGAACUCGGACAAAGAAGACGAGAACAGUUGA
Messenger RNA from Nannochloropsis gaditana CCMP526, 621 nucleotides. Its product is annotated as aintegumenta-like protein. Gene Ontology annotation, biological process: regulation of DNA-templated transcription. The transcript has 2 exons. Gene Ontology annotation, molecular function: DNA binding; DNA-binding transcription factor activity. The record is from RefSeq and is a predicted model, not a curated record. The coding region runs from base 58 to 621 and encodes 187 amino acids.